UUUCAGAAGUUCUAUAACAUGGAAUCGCUGCUUCUACUCAUCUUCGCUGUUUGUCUCUUGGUUGGAGUUGUAGGAAGCAAUGCAGCUCCUCUUCCUUCAGAGAUUUACUGGAAAAAUAAGCUUCUCAACACUCCUAUGCCCGCUAUACUUCAUGAUCUCUUGCAUCCUGCUCCUGCAGCUGAUCAACAAGGAGAGGGAUCGACCGACAAACUACCUGAUUACAUUGCCUACAACUUCACAUGGCUUCGAAAGAUCAAAAACACUACUAAUUUAGAACAGGCGAACUCCCAAAAAUGCUCAAAAACCCAAAAUGACAAUGCUGCAUGCGAGAGACAACUCCAAGAUAAUGCAGGCGCGUCUCUCUUCUUCUUAGAAAAGAAUUUAUAUCCUGGAGCAAAAAUGAACGUGCACUUCGUUGUAGGUACUCGGUACUCCUAGUGGAACUGCUUUCUUGCCAAAAAACUUAGCCAAGGUGACCCCGUUUUCCUCCAAUAAGUUGCCAGAAAUCUUGAACCAGUUUGCUAUCAACCCAAAAUCCAACAAAGCCGAAUUUGUCAGUCGAGCUAUUAAUGCCUGUGAAGA
Messenger RNA from Papaver somniferum (opium poppy), 582 nucleotides. Its product is annotated as BURP domain-containing protein 2-like. The transcript has 3 exons. The record is from RefSeq and is a predicted model, not a curated record. The coding region runs from base 19 to 438 and encodes 139 amino acids. NCBI's taxonomy places the organism in Eukaryota, Viridiplantae, Streptophyta, Magnoliopsida, Ranunculales, Papaveraceae.